Molecule: messenger RNA, 1157 nt
Organism: Hippocampus comes (tiger tail seahorse)
Lineage: Eukaryota; Metazoa; Chordata; Actinopteri; Syngnathiformes; Syngnathidae
Product: ethylmalonyl-CoA decarboxylase-like
Exons: 5
Coding region: 90-713 (207 amino acids)
Biological process (GO): fatty acid beta-oxidation
Cellular component (GO): cytosol
Molecular function (GO): catalytic activity
Source: RefSeq, a predicted model, not a curated record
GAAAUUGUUGUUUUUCAUGGUCGUUUGGCCAAAUCCAUCAAUGUAAAUGUAAACAUUAUGCCUUUGCUUCAUGUCCAUGCUGAAGGAUCAUGGUUAUCCAUGCAGUGAGGCGUCAUUUCCUGAGGGAGAGCCAUGUGUGUGGCAGCUGGGCCAGGAUGUGGCAGAGACAGAUGGGUGGCAGAGUUUACACCGAGAUGGAUUUUGACCAGGAGGAAACAAAGGCCAAGCUGCUGGGCUUCCCUGGAGGUUCCAUUGAUCUUUCCAAACAGGAGUCUGGCAUUGCUGUCCUCAAAAUCAACAACCCAUCCCACAUGAAUGCCUUUACCGGUACCAUGAUGGUGCAGUUGGAGGAAAAGGUGAGCCUCCUGGAAGAGUGGGCCGAUGGAAAAGGCCUCAUACUCCAGGGUGCUGCGGGAACGUUCUGUUCCGGAUUGGACCUCAAUGCUUUCAAACAAUUAUCCAAACCCCAAGAUGGCAUGGAGAUGUGUAUGUUUAUGCAGAAUGUUCUGACAAGACUACUCAGGCUGCCUCUGAUCUCCGUUGCCCUUGUGGAAGGGAGAGCUCUGGGUGGAGGCGCAGAACUUACCACUGCCUGUGAUUUCAGGUACACACACACCAAUUUUGAACCAUCAUUUUUUAAAAUAUUAGGGACCCCACACAUGACAAGGAAAAACAGUGUUAAAUGGUUGCUUCCUCCUCGUCAAAGUAUGUGAUGUACUCGAGGCGUCUAACACAGCACAACACACACACACGCACGCGAAAUAUCCCGAUUGCGAGUGUCUUACACCAACUGAGGGUCGUGCCACAGAAGACUGGAAAAUACAAAGAAAAAGAAGUUGGACUAUUAGUUAGCUUACAUGCUAAGUACAUUCUAAUCGUUAACUCCUCUCCUUGUGAUUUUAUUGUGGUAAAUGACACGUUAGAAAAACGCUCAACACAAGCAGUUGUCCCUCUAUUUGGCAUGGUUACUUUCAACUGUCAGCUUCAACUGUUUGCCAAGCAGUUUUGGGAGGAACAAUAACCCUGAAACACACUGCUCACAAGAUAAGUCUUUCCGAGACUUACUGUAUGCUUGGGCUCUUGCGAACCUGGAUUGAAAGAGGAGAUAUGCUUGAAUUUUGUGUACCUUUUCAUCAAACAGGAUAACCCAAUCUUGC